Molecule: messenger RNA, 1142 nt
Organism: Eutrema salsugineum
Lineage: Eukaryota; Viridiplantae; Streptophyta; Magnoliopsida; Brassicales; Brassicaceae
Product: probable 2-oxoglutarate-dependent dioxygenase AOP1
Exons: 3
Coding region: 50-1024 (324 amino acids)
Molecular function (GO): dioxygenase activity
Source: RefSeq, a predicted model, not a curated record
AUAUGUACAAACACUAAAAAAAAACCCUCAAAAUUCAGAGAAUCAAGAAAUGGAUUCAGACUCUGUUCUUCCUCUCUCUGUUUCUUUCCAGCUUCCAGUUAUCGAUUUCUCCGAUCGAACCCUAAAACCAGGAACCUCAAAGUGGGUUAAAGUGAAGGAUGAUGUCCGUAAAGCUUUAGAAGACUAUGGCUGUUUCGAAGCUUCCUUUGACAGAGUGUCAAUGGAGCUUAAGAAGUCUGUUUUCGAAGCCAUGGAAGAUCUUUUCGAGUUGCCGGUUGAGACCAAAAAGAGAAACGUGUCGUCGAAACCCUUUCAUGGAUAUCUAAGUCAUAAUCUUUACCAGAGUUUGGGGAUCGAUGAUGCUAAUGUUUUGGAGAAAGUCAACGACUUUACUCAUCAGCUAUGGCCUGAUCAUGGAAGCAAGAGUAUUAGUGAGACGAUGCACGGGUUUACGGAGAAAUUAGUGGAAUUGGAUGUGAUGGUGAGAAGAAUGAUAAUGGAGAGUUUUGGGAUAGAGAAAUACAUUGAUGAACAUCUCAACACUACAAGUUAUCUUCUUCGAAUGAUGAAGUAUACAGCACCUCCUGAUGAUGAUGAUGAUGACGAUGUUGAAGAGACAAAGUUAGGUUUACGCUCUCAUACCGAUAAGAACAUCAUCACAAUACUUCAUCAGUAUCAAGUUGAUGGUUUGGAAAUUAUGACCAAAGACGAGAAAUGGAUCAAAGUGAAACCAUCUCAAGAUUCUUGCAUCGUUAUGGUUGGAGAUUCUCUUUGUGCACUUUUGAAUGGUCGAAUAUCUUCUCCAUAUCACCGAGUCCUGGUGAUGGAAAAGAAGACAAGGUAUUCAACUGCAUUGUUCUCGAUUCCAAAAUCAGGAGUUAUCAUAGAUUCACCAAAAGAACUUCUCGAUGAAGAACAUCCACGUGUAUUCAGACCCUUUGAAUAUAACGACUUCGUUCAUUUCUUUCACACAGAAGCUGGACGUAGAACUCAGUCUCCUCUCCAUGCUUUCUGUGCUCUCUGAAACAUUCAAGUUAUUCACAAUAAUAGUGAAUGUAAUGACUUUAUGUUUGAUGCUUUGUACCAAUCUAAAACCACUUCUAUGUUAAUAGGUUUCGCUUUUCAUUUCUUUUUUGUUAUUU